AUGGCAGCCUUCAUGUCUCUAUACAGUACCUUGCUAUGGACAAGCAUUCUUGCCGUGCUUUACAUUGGAUACCGUGCAGCUCUACCGAAGCCCCUGCCCGGCAUCCCAUACGACCACGAUGCGGCAAGGAAGCUCUUUGGCGAUGUGCCCGAGAUGAUGAGCUACGUCAGGCGCACGAAGCGGAUAUUUUGCUGGCUCACCUCCCUAACAGACCGGCACAACAGCCCCAUCGUGCAGGCGUUCAUCAAGCCCUUCUCGCUCCCCUGGGUGGUGGUCACAGACCCCUUUGAGAGCCAGGACAUCCUGCUCCGGCGCAGCCGCGAGUUCGACCGGGCGCCCUUCUUCCGCGAGGUCCUCGGCGGGCUCAUCCCCAAGCAGCACUCCCACUUCCUCAGCACCGACGACCAGUUCCGGAGGAACCGCGCCCUCGUGAACCACCUCAUGGCGCCGACGUUCAUCCGCGAGGUCAGCGCCCCCGAGAUGUACAGGGAGACCGAGGAGAUGAUCCGCGUGUGGGGGGUCAAGUGCGACAAGGCGGCCGGCAGGCCCUUCUCCGCCCACCACGACCUGACGUACCUCGCGCUGGACGCCAUCCUCGCGGCCAUGUUCGGCCUGGGCGGGGAGGAGGAUAUCACUAUGCAGCGCCUCCGCGAGGUCCAGAAGUGGACGUCGGGGCUGGAGUCUACCAAGAACGCCGACGAGCCGGUGCCUUUCCCCGAGAAUGAGGACAUCGUGCCGCCCAUCUCCGCCGCCAUCAUCACCCUCUCCGUGUCCCUGACGGACAACCAGCUCUCGCCCAUGCCGGCCCUCACGGCGUGGGUGAUGCGGAAGUUUCCCUACAUGAGGAAGGCGAUCGCCAUCAAGGAGGAGUACCUCCACCGAAAGGUCAACGAGUGUAUCGCGCUCAUCGCCGCAGGUGACAACGCCACGACUGCCUCCCAGCCCCGCAGCGCGCUUCACUCCGUCCUGCUCCGCGAGCGAGAGACGGCGUCCAAGGAGGGCCGCAGGCCAGAGUACCACAGCCGUGCGAUCGCGGACGAGUUCAUCGGCUUCAUGAUGGCCGGUCACGACACGACGGCAACGACCAUGGCGUGGUCCGGCCGCCUGCGGGGCGAGCUGCGGGCCGCCCUCCCCGCCGCCGCCAGUGGAGAGCGGGCUCCUACCUACACGGAGCUGGCGGGUGCGCACGUGCCGUACCUGGACGCCGUGGUCGAAGAGACUCUGCGACACGCCAACUCGAUCGCGUUCGUGGUGCGGCGGGCCAUGUGCGAUACAGAAGUGCUGGGCCGGAACAUCCCGCGCGACACCAACGUGUUCCUAAUGGCCAACGGGGCCGGGUACCUCACCCCGAACAUGCCCAUCGAGGACGGGCUGCGCAACCCCAGGGCGCGGAGGGAGGUCGCCUCCAAUGCCAAGGCACUCACGGGGGCCUGGGAGGACGGCGACAUCGGCGCCUUCCGGCCGGAGCGGUGGCUCAAGACGACGGCGGAGGGCCUGGCUUUCGACUCCAUGGCCGGGCCAUCGUUAUCCUUUGGAUUAGGUCCCAGAGGGUGCUAUGGCAAGAGGCUGGCGCUGCAGGCGUUGCGGAUCCAGAUCGCGCUUGUGGUGUGGCACUUUGAGCUGAGGCGGUGUCCCCCGGGGCUGAGUUCGUAUAAUGCUGUGCAGAAGUUCGCGCGGGAGCCUACGCAGUGCUAUGUCAGGCUGUCAAGGGUUGAGUGGUAA
Messenger RNA from Diaporthe citri, 1722 nucleotides. RefSeq lists its product as uncharacterized. The transcript is spliced from 3 exons. Lineage: Eukaryota; Fungi; Ascomycota; Sordariomycetes; Diaporthales; Diaporthaceae. Gene Ontology annotation, molecular function: heme binding; monooxygenase activity; iron ion binding. Bases 1 to 1722 code for a protein of 573 amino acids. The record is from RefSeq and is a predicted model, not a curated record.